This is a messenger RNA of Caenorhabditis elegans, 953 nucleotides long. It is a transcript of the gene col-105, whose product is annotated as Nematode cuticle collagen N-terminal domain-containing protein. NCBI's taxonomy places the organism in Eukaryota, Metazoa, Nematoda, Chromadorea, Rhabditida, Rhabditidae. Gene Ontology annotation, molecular function: structural constituent of cuticle. The transcript has 4 exons. Bases 1 to 873 code for a protein of 290 amino acids. The record is from RefSeq and is marked reviewed.
AUGUUUUUCCAGGUCAAAGCCUAUCGAUUCAUUGCAUACUCUGCGAUUUCAUUCAGUUUUGUUGCAAUUUUGUCGGUAUGCCUAUCGCUUCCCAUGAUCUAUUACUAUAUAAACAAUGCCAAAACUUCUUUGCAAGGCGAGAUCGAGUUUUGCAGGAAUUCCGCCAGAGACAUCUACGGAGAAGUGCAGCAAUUCAAACAAAUCCCAAGAAACCGAACUACCCGUCAGGCUUAUGGUAGCCUUCUCGACACUGACGAGUGCGAUGGGUGCUGUAUACAGGGCGCCCCUGGGCCAACGGGCGAACCAGGGCGUCCAGGCCGCCCGGGUAAGCCCGGUGUUCCUGGGAUGCCUGGCAACCCCGGCAAACCACCCCAGCAGCCGUGUGAGCUAGUUACCCCGCCACCGUGCUCUCCUUGUCCUGCAGGUCCUCCGGGCAAACCGGGACCUCAGGGCGCCCCGGGUGACAUCGGCCAGCCGGGUAACCCGGGCGAGCGGGGCAUGGACGGGGAGCCCGGGCCGCCAGGACCCACAGGUCCUCCUGGGGAGCCUGGGCUACCUGGCGCCCAGGGAAUAACCGGACAGCCUGGUGUUAACGCAGAGCCAGUGGCGUAUAGGGCAGGCGCGCCAGGACCUCCUGGUGAGCCUGGACCACCAGGUGCGCACGGGGAUCCUGGGGAUCUUGGCGAAGAGGGGCCGCCCGGGUUACCCGGACCGAAAGGCCCACCCGGUGCAUCUGGAAUUCCUGGAAACGAUGGGCCGCCAGGAGCUCGGGGACAACCGGGAUUAUCUGGAGAUUCAGGAGAGAAGGGGAUUUGUCCAAAAUAUUGCGCCAUUGAUGGAGGUGUAUUUUUUGAGGAUGGAUCCAGGCGAUGAUAUAAUUAUUGAAAUGAAUUAUUUUUUGAAAUUUUUGAAUAUUAAUAUGUAUUCUUGAAAUAAACUAUAGUUUACUUGGU